This is a messenger RNA of Drosophila arizonae, 1641 nucleotides long. It is a transcript of the gene Srr, whose product is annotated as Serine racemase. Lineage: Eukaryota; Metazoa; Arthropoda; Insecta; Diptera; Drosophilidae. The record is from RefSeq and is a predicted model, not a curated record. Gene Ontology annotation, biological process: L-threonine catabolic process; L-serine catabolic process. Gene Ontology annotation, molecular function: threonine deaminase activity; L-serine ammonia-lyase activity.
AAUACGGCGGAAUAUCGAAAAAAUGUCGCAGGAAGCAAAAGAGCAAACACAGAAUGUCCAGAAUGGCGUCUCAGCUAACAAAUCCAAUGGAAGCGCUGAGCACUGCAAGUUGGAGCUGACUGUUCCGAAUACUAGGACGCGGCACGUAUCGGGCGGAGUUGAGGAAAUUGUCGAUCCUUUCUGUGAUUCCAAGAAUCCGAAACAAAUUUCAUUUCACGAUGUUACAUCAGCUGCCUUCUUGAUUAAGGGUGGUGUGGAGCGCACACCCUGUCCCAGAUCCACAUCGUCAGAGACAUAUGGGAUGGAAUUGUAUUUCAAAAAGGACUUUCUACAAUACACAGGCAGCUUUAAGGAACGGGGUGCUAGGUAUGCGCUGCUCAGCCUGUCGGAGGAACAGAAACGCAAGGGCGUGAUCAGCGCUUCGUUGGGGAAUCACGCCCUGGCUCUGUGCUACCAUGGCUGGAAAUUGUCGAUUCCUGUUACUGUGGUGAUGCCAAAGGCCGCGCCCAUUAUGAAGGUGCAGAAGUGUCGCAACUACAAGGCUCGCGUGAUCGUCGAGGGCCAGGAUAUGGGCGAGGCCAAGUCGCUGGCUAUGCGCAUGUCGCGGGAGGAGCAGCUGCUGUAUAUUAAUGGCUACGAUCAUCCGCACAUUAUGGCCGGCCAGGGUACAAUCGGGCUGGAGAUACUGGAGCAGGUGCCUGAGCCGGAUGCAGUUGUCGUGCCCGUUGGCGGCGGAGGACUCAUCGCCGGUAUUGCCACAGCUGUGAAGGCGCUCUCGCCCAAGACCAAAAUAAUCGGCGUAGAGUCGGAAAAGUGUGCCAGCUUUUCACGUGCUAUGGAAAACAAUGGUCCUAUAAGCACGCCCAUCAAGAACACCCUAGCCGAUGGCUUGGCGGUGCCCAAGGUCGGAGUUAAUGCAUAUGCGACAGCUCUGCCCCUGAUCGACCGUAUGGUUGUGGUGAAGGAGGAGUGGAUAGCCGUGGCCAUCUUGCGCUUGGUGGAGGAGGAGAAGUGUGUGGUCGAAGGGGCUGGCGGUGCUGGACUGGCUGCCAUACUGGCUGGCCACUUGGACGACCUCAAGGGCAAGAAGGUUGUCGUGCUGCUCUGCGGUGGCAACAUAGACACAACGGUCUUUGGACGUUGUCUGGAGCGCGGACUGGCAGCCGAGGGUCGCUUGGUCAAGUUUAAUGUGGAGGUCAGUGAUCGUCCGGGUGGCAUAAACGAUCUAUGCUCUCGGCUAGUGCGCUUGGGUGUCUCCAUCAAGGACAUUAUGCACGAGCGGGCGUGGCUGCGCGACAUUUACACGGUGGAGGUGAAAGUGAUCUGCGAGACGAGAGACUGGGAGCACAGUCUAGAGCUGAAGAACGAGCUGAAGAAAUACUAUACGAAGGUCGAGUUCUCCGAUGUUCCACUGGCAAUUAAUGAUAAGACUUUAUAAACAUAUAAUUUAUGGUUUUGUGUGUUUUUUUUUAUAUAUUUGUGUAUGCACUAUUUUUGAUUUAUUUUCAAUUUUAUUGCACAAAAUUUGCAACACUGCAAAAAUUUGAGCUUAAUUUAGAGCUUGAAUGUAUGUUAAUAGAAUUGUAAUCGUAGUAGAAAUGUAAAUAGCAUUAAAUAAAUAUACAAUUCAAUAUCAAGUCA